AAAAGCCAGUUUUCGUGUUCUCUGGUUUUCAGUUUGACAAGUUCGCAACGUACUUGUAACAAAAAGCGUCGUCCCAAGAAGAUAGAGAAUAUUUAUUCAACGUGUGUAGCAAACUAAAAUAAUUGUAUUGAUUUCGUGAGGAACAAAUAAAUAUUCCUCAAAAUGAGCGUGGAGGAAGAUGUUAUGCGUAUACAAAAAAAAUUAAAUAAAAUGACGUCAGAAGAUGGAAGUGGUCAAGAACAAGCAUUAGACCUGCUUAAAGAACUACAGACUUUAAACAUCAAUUUGGAAGUAUUGACCAACACACGUAUAGGAAUGACUGUUAAUGCAUUGAGGAAGUCGAGUAAAGAUGAUGAAGUGAUCAGUUUGUCCAAAACAUUGAUAAAAAAUUGGAAAAAAUUUCUGUCUGGCAGUACUACUACCUCUAGUGGCAAAUCUUCUAGUAGCAGUUCUUCAAAGCCCAAAAAAGAAAAAGAGGAUAAAACAGUGCGUGAAGAACGGGAAAGAGAUAAAGAGCGACCAUUGCCAAAACAGUUCCCACCUAGUUCCAAUACCACAGAUUCCGUUAGGCUGAAGUGUCGAGAGAUGUUGGCUGCUGCCCUCAAAACCGAUUCGAAACCUGAAGAUUUUGAAGGUUGUGCUUCAGCUGAAGAACUCGCCGAAGAAUUGGAGGAAGCAAUCUUUUUGGAAUUCAAGAAUACCGACAUGAGAUACAAAAACAGAGUCAGAUCCAGAAUAUCGAACCUGAAAGAUGUUAAAAAUCCUACCCUGCGGACAAAUUUCCGAAUUGGCGCUAUAACAGCGUCCCGAUUGGCUGUGAUGACUGCCGAGGAAAUGGCAAAUGACGAGGUUAAGCAGCUUCGAGAGAGAUUCUUGAAAGAAGCGAUCAAUGAUGCCCAAUUAGCUACGGUUCAAGGUACCAAAACGGAAAUGCUCAAGUGCGGCAAAUGCAAGAAGAAGAACUGCACAUACAAUCAGCUGCAGACUAGGUCGUCUGAUGAACCUAUGACGACGUUCGUGCUGUGUAAUGAAUGUGGUAACAGAUGGAAGUUCUGUUGAGUAGUUUUAUUAAAUUUAUUUUGUCGAUUGCAAGUUAGUAAUCUACUUUAUACCUCCAGCCCACUAUUGUGUAUUAAUUGAUUGACAGUUAAUAAAGUAUUGGAUUUUCAACUCUGCCUGGGUUUCAGUUAUAAUUUUGUGUGCUUUUUCAUGUAAAUGAUUGAUCCAAACAAUAAAAAAAAUCAUAUUUA
Molecule: messenger RNA, 1250 nt
Organism: Leptinotarsa decemlineata (Colorado potato beetle)
Lineage: Eukaryota; Metazoa; Arthropoda; Insecta; Coleoptera; Chrysomelidae
Gene: TfIIS
Product: RNA polymerase II elongation factor
Biological process (GO): DNA-templated transcription; transcription elongation by RNA polymerase II
Cellular component (GO): nucleus
Molecular function (GO): nucleic acid binding; zinc ion binding
Source: RefSeq, a predicted model, not a curated record